Messenger RNA from Anneissia japonica, 3558 nucleotides. RefSeq lists its product as uncharacterized. NCBI's taxonomy places the organism in Eukaryota, Metazoa, Echinodermata, Crinoidea, Comatulida, Comatulidae. Gene Ontology annotation, molecular function: protein binding; serine-type endopeptidase activity. Bases 204 to 2372 code for a protein of 722 amino acids. The transcript has 12 exons. Gene Ontology annotation, biological process: proteolysis. The record is from RefSeq and is a predicted model, not a curated record.
UGUACAUUACCAUUGCAUUUUCCAUUCAUAUUCCAUAGCUUGUGUAGGAUCGUGCUUAUUUCUGUGUGUUCUGCAAGACCUGUAGACAAACCUACCUUGAUUCAUUUUAGCUGACUUUACAUUUUAGAGAGAAUACAAUUUUGAAGGAUAUUUAUCAGUGAAACGUAGAGCAACUAAUUCGACGACAGAAUAACAUUUUCGAAAUGACGUUGGCGAAGGCUUGUGUCCUGGUUUUGAUAUUAGCUGUUGGCAGUGAAUGUGGCUCAGAUCUCAGUACUUGCGGUAAAGUCACUGCUCCGCUGAAUCCAGAGACAUUCAUUGUUGGCGGGCAGGCAGCUCAAGACGGUGAAUGGCCGUGGCAGGCCGCCCUCUUUAGGGCUGGACGUCGAAUAUGUGGCGCUUCCCUUAUUGACCCUCAGUGGAUCUUGACUGCUGCACAUUGCAUUGACGUAGUGACUGUGCCUUCAAUGUUUCAAUUUUUGAUGGGAACUAAUUCUUUACGGAAACAAGAUUACGAAAGUUCUGACAGAACUCAAUUUAUAAACGUCACCGAGGUAUUUGUUCACCCCAACUACCGUCCAUAUAGAAGUGACCAUGACAUUGCAUUAUUAAAACUGGAAAACUCGUUUAGUAUUACUGAAUACGUUCGAACGGUCUGUAUACCUACAAGCACCAAAACCUUUAAGGAUGAUACCUUAUGCACUGUAACGGGAUGGGGAACGACAGAAGUUGGAGGUAGUCAAAAUCCUGAUUUAUUUGAGGUAGAAUUACCAAUUGUCAAUCAAGACGAAUGCAAACGUAACUACACCUCACCGAUUACAGAUGACAUGAUCUGCGCCGGCGCCACUGGGUACGACUCUUGUCAGGGCGAUAGUGGUGGACCUAUGGUAACUAAAGUUGGUGAAAACUGGGUGCAAGUUGGCGUAGUGAGCUGGGGAAAUGGCUGUGGAUAUGAAUCGUAUCCCGGAGUAUAUGCUAGAGUUACAUACUUUUCUGAAUGGAUAGAACCCAUCUUUAACAAUAGCGUUCCAUCAAGACUACCCGGUGAUAAAUGUAACGAUGAAGAAUUCCUUUGCGAAGGUGGAUAUUGUAUUGAGUAUGAGUCAAAAUGUGACGGCAGCAACACUUGCUACUUUGAUACAGAUGAAAAAUACUGCGAAACAUAUGUCAGAUUUUUUGACUACAAGAAAUCAAAGAAACUAAUGAUUUCAGAUGACUACGAGGCAUCGAGUCUAGAUGAAUGUGCCAAAAUAUGUUUAGAGUAUGAAGCCUAUAUGUGCACUCAAUUUGACUACCUUGACACAAGCGGAAGUAAAAACUGCAAACUAGGAAACAUGUCCGGCAUGGUAGAAGACAGUUCUGAUGAUGGGAUAAUGCAUUUUGAGCUUCAAUAUUUUAAACAAGACGGCGCUUUAUUCACCGGUAAAAGUGGUUCAAUUGCUUCUCCGCGCUGGUCAUCCUCAGGACCCGGUGGAUCAUGGUAUUCCUGGACGAUUCAAAUCGCAUCAACUUCUGUAAACAUGAUUGAGUUUGACUUCAGUGUGGUAUACCCCAACUCAGAAGAAUGUGGUAGCGUGAAAAAUAUGCUGAUCGUAAGGGCGGGAAACGAGUCCAACUCGAAGCCAGUGGAAGCAAGCUGUGUGGAGAUGAUGGAAAAAGUGGUUAUGGUAGUGGGCAGAGAAGCUAGAAUUGACUUUUACACUGAAGAUCCAGAUGCCAAUGGAUUCCUUGUAUCCUAUAGCGGCGUUUGGUUAUGCGACAACACUUUCACAGAAGAAGGUAAAGUGACGUCACCAAACUAUCCGGAAAACUAUCCAAACGGUGCAACCUGCAAGACUCUCAUCCACGCUCCCGAAGGAAUGACCAUACAAUUACGCAUGGACGACUUCAGCCUAGAAGUCGAUGGUUUUCAGAUAGGUGUAUGUGAUAGUAACUGGGAUACCUUAAGUAUCUAUGACGGGAGUAAUGAUACUAGUGAACUGUACGGCGAGUACUGUGGUAGUUUGAUCAAUGGCACUUUUGUGUCCAGCUCAAAUUCGAUGUUUCUCGUAUUCAAGUCAGACUCCAGUAUAGAUGAAAUACCGGAAUGGGAAAAGCAAAUCGGCUCAUUGAAUGAUUCUCUAAAUGGUUACAAAUUUGGACUUGCUGCUCUGUUUGUCUUCUGUCUACUGUCCAUUUUUGUAUUGUCGGCGUCACUCUACACGGUCACUGCAAGAGAAACUGAAAUGUAUAUCCAAUACCAGGAUGAAAAACUAAAGGCACCAACAAGGUUAAUUGAGUCUGAAGGCAACGGUAUAUAUCGCAAAUCAUCGAACGAAACACAAACUCCUGAGGGCGAGGUUAACCAAGGUUUUGACGCCAAAAAUAAUUAAUCAUAUAACCAAAGAUAAUAUUUCUAGCACACUCAUCUGUCAAAUUUACUACAGUAUAGGCCCAUGUUACCUAAGUUAUUACAUUAAACAUAUAUAUUAUCGCAAUAACGUGUUACUUCAGUGACAAUAUUAUAUCCAUGGUAUAUAACGUUACUUGAUAGUUCUCUUACAGUUACUAGGCCUACUAUAAGUUAAACUCACAAUUGGUGUAAGCCUAUAGACCCUAAUCGAUCCCAAUGGAAGGUAGCCAUUUUAUUCGGGAUUUUUAUAGUUACCCAUUGUUAAGAACGUGUUAUCAAGUUUUAUGUUGAAUAAUAUUGCCACAUUCUACCUGUUUUGUCAGAGAGGUUAAUGGCCGAUUGUAUCAAUGUUUUAAUUUUUUUUAAUUAAAAAGUUAUAUUUUUACAACUAAACCAAGCUCUAGGCCAAUAGAUCAUUGAUAAAGUGGAUGAAGAGAUUUGCUGGAUUUUGCGACCUUUUUACGGUAGCAACAUUAUUUUUUUGGUCAAUCUCUAUGAUAAACCUUUAUAGGAAUCUGAAAAAAACCCCUAUUUAACCUGCACUCUUAUUUACACUCCCAAUAGAAAAUGUCAUUUCAAAUUGAAGUUUCUGCAUUGAUGACUCUGUAGAAUUAAUAUGAAGUGUAUAUUUGCCUACUAUAACCCGAUAUUACCUUUGUGUGUUUUGGGAUGUAUAAUGCGCCCUCACUAGGCGUCACGAACAGAAUGUUGUGUAAGCGAAGGCGUUCUACCGGACAAAUAUCCACUGCAUAAUUGGUAUUCUGAUUCUGAAAUUCUGAUAUACGUUAAUAGCAUUUAUCAAUUCAUCAAUGAAUAGGUUGCAUUAGGAUGAAGUGUGCAAUGGAGCGGAACGGAUAGAACUUAAUGUUUAUAAUAAAUGACAAAAUUAUGUAAAUAACCAAUGUCACGUGAUACAAAAUCAACAUAUAUAUGUGUUAUAAGACAUAACAUAACAUCAUUUUUUUUUUUCAAACAAGUACAACUAUUUUUGAAUUAUAAAUUGUUUAAAAUAUUUUCCCUUUGUAAAAUAGCCGAGUGUUAAGAUUCAUUGAAGCAUAUAUAUUUAAAGGAGAAAACAAUGAGUUUGUACAUUUGUGAAACUAUAAAAAUUAAUGAUCUAUUUUAUUUACUUGAUAAAAGAAAUGUAUUAAAAUACACCAGCACAA